UCGUCUAUCCCUCCCUCGUUGCCGUUGAGGUUUUCCAGUCUUCCAGUUAUUCACAGUAGAGUUUGGCUCUCUUAGUAAUUCGAAGCCGAAAUCGAGUUUGUGCAAAAAGAGCAAGAGAUGGGAUUUGGAGCCCUAAGGUCCAUUGCUCGUCCCCUAUCGCGAACUCUACUAUCCCGCGCCUCCACUUGUUCAACGACGUCGUUUGCCGCCACUUCUGCAUCCCCGAAAUUCGAGCUCCGAUUGGUUUUGGGCGGCUCGUUUCGCAGUCAAGCUCCAUGGUUUCCAAUUUCAAACCAUUUGCACAGCUUGACCGACACUCGAUUCCCGAAGCGAAGGCCCACUGAUAAACCCCGUCGAAAAAGGGCCAGCUUGAGACCUCCAGGACCAUACGCCUGGAUUCAGAGUGUUCCUGGUGAGUCUUUACUUGCCACUAAACCCAAUGAAGGAAGUGUGAAAAGAAGGAACGAGAAGAAGCGGAUGAGGUUACGCCAUGCAUUUAUACUGGCAGAAAAAAAGAAACGGAAAGCUCAAUUGCAAGAGGCUAAAAGGAAGAAGAAUAUUAAGAGGAUAGAGCGUAAAAUGGCUGCAGUGGCUAGGGAAAGGGCAUGGACCCAAAGACUGGCAGACUUGCAGCAACUCGAAGAAGAAAAGAAAAAAUCUGCAGCUUAGUAGGCAUCGUUUGCUAAUGGGACCAAAUGAUUAAUCGUAUUUAGCCUUCAGCCUUCUUUAGUUACACCGAGGAGUCUGUAUUUAUUGAUGGAUUAGAAAUAUGGCUUUCAGGAACAAGAAGGAAAAAGGCCAUCAUGGUAGUCUAGCAGGCGCUUUCUUCUAUAAUUUUUCAUAUAAUCUAUGACUUUGGAUUCUUGUACCAUUUGCAUGCAGAGUGAUUUCAAGAGAUGUAAGGCUGGGAAUAAUCUUUUUGCAAAAUUUUAGUUUGUGCAUUGAAGCAAUGGCAUUGUGAUGUCUUAAAAUC
This is a messenger RNA of Ziziphus jujuba (common jujube), 973 nucleotides long. RefSeq lists its product as uncharacterized. The record is from RefSeq and is a predicted model, not a curated record. The transcript has 3 exons. The coding region runs from base 118 to 669 and encodes 183 amino acids. Gene Ontology annotation, cellular component: mitochondrion. Lineage: Eukaryota; Viridiplantae; Streptophyta; Magnoliopsida; Rosales; Rhamnaceae.